UCCCUAACCCCAACGGUCCAAUAUUUCCCCACUUACAUUAAGCACCGAAAUCACAAACCCCAAAUACCCAACUCCUAUUGCAACUCACAUACUCUCUCAAUUUCUCUUUCUCAACACAAAUUGAAUUUGUAAUGGACCCUCCUACUUCUAUUCCUACUACUGCUACUGCCACUGCCACUGCCUCUGCUAGUGUUCAACAUGUGACCAAGAGGUCUUCAGAUGAGCUGCUCAGGAAAUUUGCUGAUUCCUGCAAUGAGGCCGAGGCCUCAGCGAGGAAGAAGGCGAUCAGGGAGCUUUCGAAGCAAAGGAAAAAAAGCCGGAAAAGCGGUGAGUUUGAUCAGAGUGAGAGUGCAUCAAAUGGCAAGAGUAGCAGCUUAGUGGAGAGGAGGUCACUGCUUCCUGUUGUUGCUGGGACUAAAAACAAGGGAUUGCUGCUUAGGCAGCUUGGGGUUCAUGGCAGGUCAAGGGAUAUCAGGAACAAGUCCCUUUUUGGUACCAUUCACAAGACUUGGAGGAGGACCAUAGAAGGGGCUUCAAAGGUUUUCAUGGAGAAGCAUUACAAUAGGCACAGGCGUUUGAUAAAUGACAUUGUUUAGCUCCACAAACAGUUUUUGACUCUGCUCUUAAUUAUCAGAAAAUUCUAUUUAGUAAAGCUCAGUUAGUGUAAAUUUACAUUCAAAUUUGUAUUUCUCAUUCUUUUUGCAUAUUGUUUUUCUAUACAAGGAAUAAAAUAAAGCUCAAUUCUAGUUCUCACUCAAAACCUCAA
Molecule: messenger RNA, 766 nt
Organism: Rosa chinensis
Lineage: Eukaryota; Viridiplantae; Streptophyta; Magnoliopsida; Rosales; Rosaceae
Exons: 2
Coding region: 132-596 (154 amino acids)
Source: RefSeq, a predicted model, not a curated record